Messenger RNA from Aedes albopictus (Asian tiger mosquito), 10935 nucleotides. It is a transcript of the gene babo, whose product is annotated as TGF-beta receptor type-1. Gene Ontology annotation, molecular function: ATP binding; activin binding; activin receptor activity, type I. Lineage: Eukaryota; Metazoa; Arthropoda; Insecta; Diptera; Culicidae. The record is from RefSeq and is a predicted model, not a curated record. Gene Ontology annotation, cellular component: plasma membrane; activin receptor complex. Gene Ontology annotation, biological process: cellular response to growth factor stimulus; nervous system development; protein phosphorylation.
CAGCACCCGAGGUGGACAAUGUGAACAACAUCUUCAAGAUAGUGCUGUUCGUUCUGGCCGGAUCGGUCGUGACGGCGGUGGCCGGUUUGACAUACCUGAUAGUGCGGCGCCGGAAGCGCAACAGCGGAGCCCGGCAGAUCCUGCCGGAGGACUCGGUGUGCGGUGCGAGCUACCCGAUACUGAACGGGCACACCACGAUUCAGGACUUCAUCGAGAUGACGACUUCCGGGUCCGGUUCAGCCGGCUUGCCGCUGUUGGUGCAGAGAUCGAUUGCCCGUCAAAUCCAGCUGGUCGAGGUCAUCGGCAAAGGGCGCUUCGGUGAGGUCUGGCGCGGUAAGUGGCGCGGUGAGAACGUGGCCGUCAAGAUUUUCUCCAGCCGUGAGGAGUGCUCCUGGUUCCGGGAGGCGGAAAUCUACCAGACGAUUAUGCUGCGACACGAGAACAUUCUGGGCUUCAUUGCCGCUGAUAACAAAGAUAAUGGCACAUGGACACAGUUGUGGUUGGUGACGGAUUACCACGAGAAUGGAUCGUUGUUUGAUUUCCUGACGGCACGCAGCAUCGACACCAAGACGAUGGUCGAGAUGGCAUACUCGAUUGCGACGGGGUUGGCACAUCUGCACAUGGACAUUGUGGGAACUCGGGGUAAACCGGCCAUUGCCCAUCGGGAUCUGAAAUCGAAGAACAUCCUGGUCAAGUCGAACCUUACGUGCUGCAUCGGUGAUUUGGGGCUGGCAGUGCGUCACAAUGUGGCCACCGAUACGGUAGAUAUUCCAUCCACGCAUCGGGUCGGAACGAAACGCUACAUGGCUCCGGAAGUGCUGGAUGAGACGAUCAACGUGAAUCAGUUCGAUUCGUUCAAGCGUGCGGACGUGUACGCGUUCGGAUUGGUCCUGUGGGAGAUUGCCCGGCGGUGCAACGUGGGUGGCAUCUACGAUGAGUAUCAGCUGCCUUUCUACGACGUGGUGCAACCGGAUCCCACGAUCGAGGAGAUGAGAAAGGUCAUCUGCACCGAUCGGCAACGGCCGAGCAUACCGAACCGGUGGAUCGCGUCCGACACGCUCCACUCGAUCUCCAAGGUGAUGAAGGAAUGCUGGUACCCGAAUCCGGCAGCCCGUCUGACCGCACUCAGGAUCAAGAAAACGCUGGCCAACAUUCGCUAGAGGUGGGCCAGCCGAGAAUCCUCGUCGUCGUCGUCAGCGUCGUCGGCGUCGUGGGUCUAAGCUACUAUUGUAACUAUGCUUUUGUAAGAAACAACAACAACAUCAACCAGAAGUACGACUACUACUACUACUAUUUGCUACUAUUACUACCACUACAACAGAACAAUGUACUACUGCAACGGCUCUUAGAGGGAAGAAAGCAGCAGAGAUGGAAGUCUUUGCGGGAGCAUUCCCCGAGGUGGUGUGAACUCCGAUGAACUCUCGAUCUAGGAAUUAAUGGAUAAGCACACAGUCGUACACUUUUUUAUAGGCUGGUAAGGAUGAUCUUUUAAGGUUGAUUAGUGCGAGAUGGGUGAGCGACGAGCGCGUAUGAGUUGCUGUUAGGGUGCGGCCGCACCCUAGGAACACUGGAUGUGAGUGUGAUAACUAAUCUAGUUACAUAAGUUUACAGUUUAUUGUAAAUGUAUGAUGGUGGAUGAUGGGUUAAUCUUUUGCAAGUCAAGAGAGGACCACGAAAGAGAUGAAUACAGCUAUAGUGUAAGAAACAGGUCUAACUGAAGCAGUUAGGAAACUAGGGAAAUAACGUGAGAUGAUAAUCUGAUUAUUGUGAGUUGAGAAGGAAUGUAGAAGUUAUAUGUAAGCCCAAUUUUUGGGUAUCCCUGUCCGUACGUACUAUCAUCGUGAAUCAGUGUUUGGGUUAAGAUUUUAUUUUAUCUUGAAACAGAAGGAUACCUGGUUCAACCAAUAUGUUGAGUAUGGUUAAUUUUUAUUGCGAACGAUGCGAUAUUCUAUCAUAGGAUAGAGAGAUAGUAAUAUAUUAUUAUUAUUUAUGUUUGUGAACACUAUUUAUCACUCGAUUGCAUUUCUUCCCAGUUGGCGCUGGAUGCCUCCGAUUUAAAAUACCCUAGCUGAAAGAUUUACAGUAUGUUACGAUAUGCGACUUCUUUUAUCUGUUCUUGGAUCCACAUCAGCCAAAUAUAAGUACAUAAAACGCGACGCGAGACAGGGCACAACACUUAUCGUUCUUGCAGCAAAUUAAAAGGAUUUUGAUUUACAUUUUAAGCCGACUGGUUUCGGGCUCGACGUUGCCCAUCGAUUGGAUGAUGUCCGACUGAUUACAUGGAGCACUAAUACAAUCGUACUGCGCACAGUACUGCACUCAGGCAAAUAAACCUAAGAUUAUCAUAGGGUCUAACUUAUGAAAUGGCCUUUAAACAAUUCAUAACGGCUAGAACGAUUUUCAUAAGGUCGGUAUAUGACGCAGAAUCGAUUCACAGUUUGGCUUCUAUACACAUUUAGCAACAUGAUAUUCUCAAGAGUCGAUAGCCGCGUGGGUUGGACACGAGCUCAGUGAUCUCGGCGUUCAUGGAUCGAUUCCAGUCUGCAUCAUUUUGUAAUUUUUCUGCUCUUUUCAUAAGUUUAUCUUAUGUAAUUAGGUCAUAAUAAGCAUGUUCAAUUUUCAUAAGGUAUUCUUAUGGCAUCCAUACUUUACAGUUAUGGCUAAAUUUCAUAAGGUAUUUUGAUGAAAUUCGGUAGUUUACUUCGCUGAGUGUGGUCGAACAUUUUGUUGUUGUUUCACUAAAUUCUCAGCUUAGUCAGGUUGACGUGGGGGGAUUGCAUUGAGGCAUCGUCUUCGUUUAUAAGAGGACGAUCAGCUGUGGCAAUGUACAUCGACUCCCAAGCGUUUAGUUGUGCAGCUUUUUCAACACAUUUCACCAACUUAGCGUUCUCCCAAUCCGCGGCAAGGUCCAAAUGUGUAGUGUGUACUGCCACACUGGAUUCACUGGUUUUUAUUUUCGACUGCGUGUUUAUAUUUACGAAGGCUAAUUUUGAACUUCCUUCGAAUUUGUCCAGUGUACACCGCAGGGUAGUUCUGACAGGGAAUUUGGUAGGUCCCAGAUUUUUCUUCCACCGGAAGCUUAUCUUUCAAUUUGCAUAACAGGUCUUUCAACUUGUUACUGCUUUUGUACACAACCUGAAAUCCAUGGUGUUCGAGGAUUGCCUAAACAGGGUUGGAAAUUUUUGGGUAGAACGGAAGACUAAUUCUUUUUACUUCUUCCCUUUCUGACUUCAGUAUUGUGGCAUUCUUCCUGAGUUUUUCCUUUCAUGCUUACGGCGGAUUUCAUCCACGAAUUUUUAUUGAUAGCUAUUCAUCUCCCAGCUAGAUGAAUUUCAUUUCUCUCCGCCAUAAAAUAUCAUCUUUGCAGGUACAAACGGAGUGCAUUGGAAUGAAACGCCGCUUACUGCUGUUCACCAAAGUGGUGUGAGUCCGAAGUAAUAAGUGUUGUGUCCUGUCUCGCGUCGCGUUUUAGUUGUGUAUUGUCGAGGUUUUUACGUUAGCACAAACCUCAAGAAAUUUAAGUCAAAUAUAAAAUUUUUAGUCAAAUAUAUGAACGGAAAUCCGGAAGAUGACGGUAAAUUCAAAUAAAAAAGGUAAUGGUAAGUUUAUGAGAAACCCUCAUAAGAUUCAAUCAGGUAUUUCUACGGAAUCUAGCAAAACUAGACCAGGAACGGUAUCAAGAGCGCCGUGUUCCAAUUUAACAAUCUACGAUGUUAGUGGGCCAGUGGAAGUCCGUGCGCAGAAGAGAGUAGUUUUCGGAUUAAAACCAAGAAUAUCCCCUUCCGUGCGCGACUAGUAUCAUCAUUUAGUAUCAUCUAAAAAGCACGAAUGGAUGAUACUAGCACUCUCACACCGUAAAUAUUGGAGUAAAAAAAACAUCUCCUUGGUGUUAAUUGUAAGAGAAACGAUAUUCUUCAAGUUGUCUGCGACAAAUUCACUUGAUUUUUUUUUUAUUUUUAUCAGCAAUUACUUUAUCAAUUCCUUCCUUCAUUGCUUUCUGAAUGAAUUUACUAAGAAAUACCCAUGCAAAAUUGCUUCAGAGAUUUCUUUAACAGUAUCUUCCGAAGUUCUCUUUAGGAUUUCUUCAGGAAUUACCUCUGUUGCUUCAUUUGCUAGCUUGGAGGAUUUUUAUUAGCAAAAACAUGUGAUUCCAAGAACAUUUGAAAACAUAAGUCACAAUUUGUACUGUACAUUACCCUCACAUACCGAUGAAUAUGAUCAGAACCAGAAUGCAACAGUAUAUAUAAUUAGAAAUAAUUUCUUUCAUUUGCAAAACCACAAACUGAAAACAGAAAUCGGAAAUCGAGAAAAAAACGAAUUCUCUGUAAUUCGCGUCCCUUUGUGUGGAACCCAAUCAUAAAAAAUCUUCUUAUCCUUUUCAAAAAGCUAUCAUUUAUGCAUGUAACAGGAAAUGUUAAAAAAUACGGUCACUGAAAAGCGAAAUGAAGAGUUGGUUCGAGUUGAUUAAACAGUAAGCAUUGUAUAGAGAGAUUAAACAAACACAUACAAACUCAGGCUAGUGGAGCAUCGUCUCCAUCCUCCUGUUGAAGAAACUACAUCCCCUCCUCAUCUACACACACAUACAAACACCUACACACAUGAGCGUGCACAUAUUGUGAGCAACACAUAGAACUAGCAUUAUUAGUAAACAAGAAAAAAAAACAAACCUACAAAGUUGUUACAAACAAAAACCAUUAUCCAUUCCCAAAACAGAAGUAAGCAUUAUUAGUAGACAGAAACAAACAACUCCUCCAGGUGAAAACAAUGAAACAAAAGUAAGGCUUCCCCCUCAAAAACAAACGGAGAAAAGAGUGCGAACGUGAAAACCUCUCAAUCGUAGAAAAGGAAUUCUUCAUCGAUGACCUCUAACUAACAUUAUCCAAGAAAUACCAUUAAACAAUAGCCGUAGUUGCGAGUGUUGGUUUUGAUUAGCUGGGAGACGUGUGCGUAAGAAUAUUCGAGCAGAGAAGCGAGCGAAGACAAACUCAUACAAAAAAAGAUACAGUCAUAAACUUUAUUAUGCAACCACAAAACUGCCGUUAAAUGUGUAAACAAUUUUCUGAGAUUAAAACUGAUGAAGGGUUGAUAGCAAUCUAAACGAAAGGAUGGAAUGAAUGAAGAAGGAUCACCGUUUCUGUUUCGUUUCUUGUUUGACUUUUUCAUUAAUAUAGAAUGAUUCUCGCUAUUGGGAAUCAUUACAUUGAGUGUUCCAAAUACUAUUUUAAAAUUGCGGAUUAUGAUUCAUUUCACCCCUGUUUAGCUGGACUAAAUAUAAUUUUACAUCUUCAUUUGAAACGUACCUGUAGUUAGUGGGCACAAACAGGAGUGUGUUGUGGAUUGGCAUCUAAGCCGAAAGAGAGAUGAGUUUGUGAAAUAGGAGUGUCCACGGUGCGGCUUCGGAGUCAGUUUGGCUUUCUAUUCCGCAGAAUCAUUACUUGUUCUGUGGCUUAGUUGGUUAAAGCGCCGGUCUAGCGAAUACGGAGUCGUGGGUUCAUAUCCCACCACAACGCGAUUUUUUUCACAAAUUUCAUCUCUCAAUUUGUCAAUUAGCAGCAUUUCGUGCCUUCUAAUUACACGUUUUUCCAGUACGUACCUACAGUGUAUCAAACAAUUGUCCGUACAGCAAUUUUUUGGUCAAAAUUAUGUUUCAUUCAAAUGUUUAUAACUUUUUUAUACGUCAAUCAAAAAUGCUGAAAUAUUGACCAAUCAUGAAUCAUAUAUUAAAGCUCCAUUAAUAAAAUUUUGAGCGAUAUCGAAUAAGUUUUCUGAAAGUUAUAGAACUUUUAGAAAAACUUAUAAGAUUUUUGAACACAUUUUUAAAACAUUAUAUCUCAGUAUGUACUCAAUGAAACUUUUUCCAUUUUUUUAUAUGUUACAGCUGAUACCUAAGGUUUUCAUAUGCAGCUACUUUUGAGGUUUUAUUUUCACUACAAAAAUUAUAAAAAAUGUGCUUAUGUAGUUGACGAUAUUUAAAAAAAAUUACCCUAUUUUACACAUAUAAUCUGCCAAACGUUGUCCACCAAUAAAAGUGCAUUAACUAAACAAAAAAUACAUAGGACCUACUCUUCAUAUGUAGCUUAGUUGGGCCUGUAUAAAAAUAUUACAAUAAGAAAGUAGGAGUCGUGAGUUCGAGUCUCACCGAGAGGACGAGUAACUUUUUCGCAAAUUUCACCUCAAUUUGUCCAUUUCUCACUCACGCCAGUAUAUGUAAAGUCUAGCUUUUGGAAUAAAGUAAAACUUCCAUUCGGCUGGUUAAGCCGCAAAAAUCGAUAAUUAAUUAAUUUAAUUAAGUUUAAAAAUGUUGAAAACACUUGGCACUUUUGUUGAUCAAAAUAUGAUAAAUUUCCAAAUGACACUCUGAACAUAUACAGAUUUUUCAUAUUUUUUGUAGUGAAUAUAAAACCUCAAACGAAGCUGCAUAUGAAAGCCUUAGGUGUAAUCUGUAUCACAAAGAAAAUGGAAAAACUUUCAUCAAGUACAUAUUGAGAUAUAAUGUUUUAAAAAUGUGUUCAAAAAUCUUAUAAAUUUUAGUAAAAGCUCUAUAACUUUCAGAAACCUUAGUUGUUCUCGCUCAAAAUUUUACGAAUGGAGCUUUAAUAUGUGGUUUAUGAUUGAUCAAAAUUUCAACGUAUUUGAUUGAUGUAUAAAAUCAUUUGAGUGAAAAAUUAUUUUGACCAAAAAAUUGAUGUACGGACAAUUGUUUGAUACACUGUACCUACUUGACCGGAAAUGAAUGUGCAAAAUAUUUAAUUUUUCUUUCUUCUUUAAUUUUGGGUUACAUUUCUUUUUAUCAGCAUACAAGAAACGAAACAUUGUUUUGAUCUAAUCACUAAUAAUAAUCGUACAUUACACUACAUAAACACACCUUACAAUUAAUAGCAGAACGAAGUGAAAAAAAAAAAUACAGAGGACCUGAAAGCAAUGGAGUGAUAUGAAUGAGGUAUAACCCUUACACUGCAUUGUUGGCCAAUACUUUCGAAAAAAAGGUUUUUUUUUUCGGAAUUUACAACCCGGAAACCCCUAGAAUUGUUUUCCUUCAGUAAUAUCCUACGAUUAUCAUCCAUGUUUAUUUUACGUUCUAUAAUUCUAUGAAAUGAGUAUGAUGGAUUGAGGAAAUUUAGUCUCCUAGGUAACUAGGCAAAAAUGCGUAACUAUCAUUUUAAUUAAAAGAAACGCUGGAUCAACAUGGAUUCUUUUUGUCUUUCUUCUCUCUGAUCAUUUCAUUUUUGCGGAUCGCCUCACUUCUAUACAUGCUAUUCGGUCAAUUAGACCGGUACAGAAUGCUCUUCGUAUUUCCUAUGUGAAAUACAAUCCAAUUAGAGUGCAUUUUUGAUUGGGUCAUCUUGGCUUGGGUCCCUUUGCGUUGCUCGAUUCCAGGUACAGGUCGGACUCGAUUAUCCGAGUGACUUCAAAAUUAUUUCACCCCGGAUAAUCGAAUCACCCGGAUAAUCGAGCCAUGCUUCUUUUCUUUUAUUUUUAACUAGCUGUCCCGGCAAACGUCGUACUGCCUGCCUACUAUGUUUUUUGACACACAGCUCCAUAGGGACGUCCCCGGCGAAGUCAUCUGUAUGGGAGCCCCCCGUUCCAAAGACCGGAGGGGUCUCAAACCAAGCUAAGAACCUUCCCCGGCCCCAACAGCACCCACAUACAAAAUUUCACACCGAUCGGUUCAGUAGUUUCCGAACCCAUAGCGGUCAGACAGACAGACAGACAGACAGACAGACAGACAGACAGAAAUUCAUUUUUAUAUAUAUAGAUUUUCUUCAAUCAAAAACUGUUCGUUAAACAUAGAAGCUAACAUAUAUGACGUUGUAGUGCCUAAACUCAACGUCUGAUAUUAUUAUAACCAUGUUUUCUAAAAAUGAAAUUUAAGCUGAAAAAUGUGAAAAAAAUCAAAACAAUUUUCAAAUAGGCUAAAUCCUAUUUACAUGUGUUGUAUUUGAUGUUUAUCACAUAUUUAGACAUUGGGUAAUCUAAAAAUUUGUAAACAAAGCAAAAACAAAGUUUUCCCCGGAUAAUCGAGCCAUUUUUGCCGGAUAAUCGAGCCCCGGAUAAUCGGGCCCCCGGUUAAUUGAACCCCCGGAUAAUCGAGUCCGACCUGUAAUGAAAAAGUGGACUCACUCACCAAAGUGGACGCUAUGGGAGGCGAUAUUAGGCCACAUCGCGCCUCCGAGAUCAACGAGAAACCCCCAUUAUCUGUUUCCUUGAACAUAAUGAGAGGAUACUUUCUAGAAAGUAGUGGGAGGAUGGAGAACGGGAAGUUGGAUCGGUGAGUUCGUUUUAUGUUAUUUUUAAAGCGUAGCAAACUCAAAUUUUAAUCCAAGUUCUUUGAAUGCUCUUCAAACGCAGAUUUUUCAGAAGUGUGAAACAGUUCCAAAUAAAUAGAAGUUGUUGUUAUAACUACGCUUUAAGAGUUUUAGUUCAAAAACCUUGUGAGUAUUGAAAGAGUUUGAUUAUUUGGCCAACAUAGUGCACUGGAGUUCACUCAUUCAUUCAAUAACUUCCAUCGACCUCUUUGUUUCAAUGGGUUAUCUUAAUCGUCACAACAGCCAACAUCGUCAGCGUACAAAACUUGGGUGGUAUGAAAUUCGUUGUAUCACAAAAUACAGAACUCUGUAAAUGUUUUUGCGGGCAAAACAAACACAUACAAAUCUAAACUUACAAACACAUCCGAGAGAUUUAUACGAGCAACAAACCUGACCCUCGUUGACAAAAAAAAAAACACAAACAAACACAAAUUAUGGGAGCGAUCAACGGCGCAAAGUUGGUAUGAAUGAAGAAAAGUGUUACUCUAAUCUAACAAUACAAAUUAACAAAACAGACAAACUAAACAAACCAGAGCAUCUAAACAGUGUUAUGUGACGGCAUUAGUGUGGGUGGGUGGAGUAAAUCGACAAACAAAGAAAGAUACAAACACAGCAACUGCAAGUGACAAAUUUGAAGGUAUUUGUAAAGAGAGAGACUAACAAAUAGUUGAACAAAUGAAGUAUACACUACAAUGUGAAACAGAUAAUGUUUAUUUGAUUGGAUGUGAAAAACAGAUCAAGAGAGGUAAUAUCGUAGAACGAACGUGUUGUUAAGUGGCGUUUAGUGUAUUGUACUUGAUAUGAUGUGACAGCUAGCAGCUCUUGUACUGGCAACGUUGACUGUUUUGUUCGAAUACUGAAGGCAGAAAGUCCUAUUUCCAACAACCACCUUUCAACCAAUUAGCUAAGUAGAAGCUGAUGAAAACAUCCGUAGUAAAUAAUUUGCUCAAGCUAACUGCUGCAACGGAACCCUGUCACUACCACAUGUAAAAAGAGACUCUAGAGAGAGGUAUCUAGCUGACUACAAACUCUUGACUUUUCUCCUGAUUUUGUAAUUUUCUCACCGAUAAAAAGUGAAGGAAUAGAACAACAUGAAAAAAAGGAAGCUGGAAUGCCGAGAAACGACUGAUAAAAUCUCAAAUUUAAGGACAUGAUUUUCCUUCCUAAUCGCAUCGCUUUCCCAAAAGGGGCGCCAUUUUUUAUAGCAACGGAUCACUUUAAUCUCCGAUCAGUUUCGUAUGGCUCACUUGGAACGAUUUCGUUUUUCUUAAGCGAACUAUAGCAGAAUAACCGUUGGAUUUAAACGUUCAUACAUAAACAAGAUGAAAGGGAAUCAAAAAAAAAACAGUCCGAGGAACGUCGAUUAGUUGUAUGAUAUGAAUUAUAAUUUUCUACCUCAUUUAUUUAGUAACUUUUUUUAAACAAACAAGUAAAGUAUUAAGAGUUAAAAGAAAAAAAACGUGUAAAAAGUUAAACUUCGGUGGCCACAUCGAGUAAAAGGAUAUUUUUAAAUAAGUAAGUCAGGUAAGCUAAAAAGUAACAUUUGAACUACGGUUAAGAAAAACAAAGUUAGCGCGUUAAGAAACUACGUUAGGAAGAAGAUCGUGAAUUGUGAAAUCAAUUUACACCCCAACCCUCAUCCGCGUGCGAUUUCUUUUGUCCCCUAACAAUCGACCUUCCAAACAAACAGAGAGAAAAAAAAUACAAUACAAACCAUGAGAAAAUCGAGCACUGUGCACCGAUAUUUUGAAGGCAAUAAAUUAAACUGAAAACAAAAUCCAGUAAUAAUCGAAAAACACAGAAAAUCGGGGAAAAACAUAUAUAUUUUGAGAGAAACCUUUAAGGGCGUAAGAAUGUGUAAAAUCUAACACAAAAAAAAACAAAACUUAAAAAGUUUUGGAAGAAUUAAGAAACAAAAAGUCAAAACAAAGUAAAAAGAACACUAAAAAUUUGUGAUCAAAUUGCUUGGCAGUUACUAAAAGAAAAACCUAAAACCAGUGAAGCAAAUGAGAAUUUUUAACAACACUAAUUACUUUUAGGCUAAGUUAAAAAAAAAGUCGUGUGUAGAGAUUCAAAUUUAAUCCAUUCGUAAACUGCAUCUUGAUUCUUCGUAGAAAGCUUACUAACAAAAAAAAAAAAACGAUACCAAAUCGGCGCUUUACUAUCAUCAUCUCAGAUUGUGUUGGUUCGUCCUUUGGGUCAAUUUGAUCGUGGUUUGGGUUUCCUCUUUCGGUUCGAGAAGUUAGACUACACUAUUCUACUCACACACUAGCAAACACACGAGCGUACGUAAAACGAACGAUACGGAAACAAGGCAAAACCGGAAGAUGUGCAGCGAAAAGGAGACGAAGAGAAAAGUCUGUUUUUAAUUCGGAAAAAAACGAAAAUAAAAAGAAAUCGCAGAAAGCGAAGCUUUCAUUUUAAGUGACUCUGUCGCUUUUCUAGGGAAGAAACCAUCAUAAUGUAGGAUGCAAAGCAAAUUGAAACGAUAAAACACGAGUAGGCUGAUCGAUCGCGCGACGUGAUUAGAAAUUCUAUUAUCAUUAUUAUAAUUACCCAUUACUACUCAUACAAUACAAUGCUAUCAUUAUAUUACUUGAUUAAUUGAGUAUAUUACGCGUAUAUAUUA